Messenger RNA from Tetrapisispora phaffii CBS 4417, 1938 nucleotides. RefSeq names its product Zn(II)2Cys6 transcription factor. The record is from RefSeq and is a predicted model, not a curated record. The transcript has a single exon. Gene Ontology annotation, biological process: regulation of DNA-templated transcription. Gene Ontology annotation, molecular function: DNA-binding transcription factor activity, RNA polymerase II-specific; zinc ion binding. The coding region runs from base 1 to 1938 and encodes 645 amino acids. NCBI's taxonomy places the organism in Eukaryota, Fungi, Ascomycota, Saccharomycetes, Saccharomycetales, Saccharomycetaceae. Gene Ontology annotation, cellular component: nucleus.
AUGGGCAAUAAAAGAAUAAUUAGAAAAAGAAUAAUAAAAUCUUGCAAAUUUUGCUAUAUUCAUAAAAUUAAAUGCGAUAGGCAGUUGCCUUGUUCCAAUUGUGCUACUAAGGUUGAUGUUGAUCCAUGCAAAUAUGGAUUUGAUAAAGAUGAUUUAAUUGCUGAAAGUGAUAAUGAAUCCAAUUACUCUGAUUAUAAUAAUACUAAAAUUAAGAAAUUAAAAGGAUCUAUUAAAAAGGAGAUAGUAUUCAAACCUAAAUACUAUAAUCCUUUUUUUUCAACAUUAAUCAAUAAUACUUUGUUAUCGAUUGAAUCCUUUGAUGAGUUAAUUGAUAAACAAAACUUCCAAAGAAAUGUUGUAGUCAAUUUCGAUAGAUUUAAGCCUUAUAAACUUAAGUACGAUGAAAUCAUUGAUUUAAUUCCAAAUAAUAAGGAUGAUGCUGAAUUUAAAUUACGACGGUUUUAUGAGUCGAUAAACCCCAUUAUUCCUAUUGUCUCAAGGGUAUGUAUAACCAAAAUAGUAAAUGAAAUAUAUCUGAAUCGAAAAGAUAAUAAAGAAGUUAAUCCAUCGAGUUUGAUACUAUUGAUUGCCAUGUUUUUUUGUGAACUAUUUGCUGAUGUUGCUGCCAAAUUGAAAAGUGAUAUCUCAACAUGUAAUAAAUAUUUUUCAGCCUUUAGAUUUCUUCUAGAUGUCAUUAACUUUCCAAUGAAGUCAUCGAUGGAAUGCAUUCAAGCAUGUGUUUUGGUGAAUUUUGUCAUUGAUCCAAAUAUGAUUCAUUUUACAGGUUAUUCAACAAUGUUAAUCAGAUUAGCUCAGCAGAAUGGUAUAAACAAGAUAGCAAAAGAAAUGAAGUAUCAAAACGAUUCGAUUAAAAUAUUAUGGAACUUUCUUUUAUAUAUAGAAGGUUCAUCUUCUGUAACCUUCGGAUUACCAUUCUUUUCUUCAUGUGAGCUGUUAGAUUUUGCUCCCUUAACAAUCACAGAUAUUGCGAAUAACAACUCUGAAUAUCCUUUGGAAUACACUUAUGGUAGAUUCAUCAUAAAUAGAAUAUUUAAAGAUCUGAUGAAAAUAAUUUCCUUGAACUCCGUCUCUAAGCAGCAUUUGUCACUAAUUAAAAGAAAAAUAGAUGGAUUAUACAAUGAAAUCAAUUUCUUGAAUCUUAAUAUAAGAUCCAAAUACCCUGUUCAUCCAGAAUAUUUUACUAGCACAUUAUUUAUAUUCCUCUACAGAUUACAUCUCCGAUAUAUAGCUCUUUACACUUUAAGAGCUCAAAAUGAUGAAAUUAUUGAACCAUUAAAUAAUGGUCAGUUAGCAUUAAAUAUGGAACACCUGUUAGAGUCUGAAGCAAUUUUUAAUGAUGAGGUCAUUACUUUAUCAUUACUAUUGUUAUUGCAUACUAUGAAAAGAUUAGUACAGAAGGAUAUUGAGAAAUUUGUAUGGUACACUAGAGGUUCUACUAUUAUGCAAUACUUGUUUAUUGUCUUGAAGGAUAUAUAUCAAAAGCCUCAGAAACCAUAUAUGCUCUCUAAUUUUCCUGAAAUUACUAGGGAAAUAAUGGAUCAGGAUUUGAAGGUAAUUAUUGAUACAGAUCCCAUUUUGUUUAAAUACGUGCUAGUGGAAGAUAUUCUGAAAUUAGUGGAAAUGCAGUUGGUGUCACUUUGGAGUAAUGAUGAUUUAUAUAAAUUUAUCAUAAUUAAAUCAGUAAAGGAAGAGGUUUGGAAAAAGCAUGAAUCUUUUUUGAUGCAUUCAAAAAAGGAAUUGGAGAGUAUAAGAGAAUGUAACAUGUUUGCAUCUUGUAAUAAAUAUUUGAACCUGGAUAAAGAUAUAGAAUUAUUAGAUUCAAUGGAUCACCUGAAAGAAAACGUCACUAGUACCGAGAUAUCUAAAAUUCUUCAAGAAUGGGUUUCUGAAUUUAACGAUAGGCGACAGGAUAGUUAA